Rhodotorula toruloides NP11 is the source of this 996-nucleotide messenger RNA. Its product is annotated as protein of unknown function DUF88. NCBI's taxonomy places the organism in Eukaryota, Fungi, Basidiomycota, Microbotryomycetes, Sporidiobolales, Sporidiobolaceae. The record is from RefSeq and is a predicted model, not a curated record. Gene Ontology annotation, molecular function: mRNA base-pairing post-transcriptional repressor activity; CCR4-NOT complex binding; RNA nuclease activity. Gene Ontology annotation, cellular component: peroxisome; cytoplasm. The transcript is spliced from 2 exons. The coding region runs from base 1 to 996 and encodes 331 amino acids. Gene Ontology annotation, biological process: post-transcriptional gene silencing.
AUGCCGAAGGACACGGUUGUGCAGAUCUUUUGGGACUACGAGAACAUCCGCUUUCCCUCGAAUUACGACGCUGCGCCCGCCUUGACGCGCUUGCGGGAUCUUGCACACUCGCAUGGGGUCCUUGCUCGAGCGGCAGUCUACGUCGAGACAGCUUUCGAGCGCGGAAACCGGAAGACAGAGCUUCGGCAUGUCCUCCAGUCGACGGGCUGGCACAUCAUUGAUGCCCCGCACGCGGGAAAGAAGGACGUAGUCGUUAAGAUGAUCAUGGUCGACAUGUGCGCUUUCGCAUUUCAGCAGAAGUCGCCCGUCGUCCUCCUCAUCACCGCCGACCGCGACUACGCCUACGCCUGCUCGACCUUGCGCAAUCACCGGUGCCGGGUCGUCCUCAUCACGACCGCAUCGGCAGGUCCCGUCCUCCGACAGACGGCGGACGAGGUCUUCGACUGGCACCGCGACAUCCUCCACGUCCCUCUCGUCCCUUCCGCCGCCGCAGCCCCAGCAGCGCCGGCGCCGACGCGCAAGCAGCCAGCCAGAGCUGCGGUAGCUCUCGCGCCUGCCGCAGCGAAGGAACCUGUCGCCGGUCCAAGUAAGGCGACCGCGCGCUCAAAGAAGGGUAAAGGCAGGAAGAAGGUGAAGACAAGCGGGUCGGACGUCAUGACGCUGUCAUCCGAGGAGGAGGAAGAGGAAGAAGAAGACCAGUCGCCGACGCCCAAGUCGAAGAAGGCGCUACCCAUUCUCGACCUUACCCUGUCUUCCACCUCCUCCCAACGUACUAGUAGCCGAGCUGGCGCCGCACCAACCUUCGUCUCGAACGACAAGCCCGGCGUCAAUCUCAACGCAGUUUCGUUCGGCGGACACGGCGCAGCUCUAGAGCUCCUGCCCUCUCCGCCGCCGAACGAAGCUCUCGUAUCCGAUAAAACAGCUCGCCCGAAGCCGGGCAAGAAGAGGCGGCGUAGCUCGGCGGGAGACGACGACGAUAUCGUCAUUGUGCAGUGA